Messenger RNA from Rotaria sordida, 1356 nucleotides. The record is from the annotation of a GenBank genome assembly. Lineage: Eukaryota; Metazoa; Rotifera; Eurotatoria; Philodinida; Philodinidae.
AUGACUGAAGUUAUUCAUCGUAUAACAGAACUCACACAUUUACGUAUUUCAUGGUUGGGUUGUUCUGAUGAUGAUGCAUCAAAUCGUCUUAAUCAUCGUCAUACAGUUUUUAUGUUACUUAUUUUUUCAGCUAUUAUUACUUCACGUUUAUUUAUAUCUAAUUUAAUUAUUUGUUGGACACCUGGUGAAUUUACAGGUAAUUUUGUUUCAUAUACUCAACAAUAUUGUUAUGUAACAAAUACUUAUUAUAUAUCAAUGAAUGAAACUAUUCCAACAUUAAAUAAUUCUCAUAUAAGACGUCGACGUUCUAUUUAUUAUUAUCAAUGGAUACCAUUAUUACUUGCAUUUCAAUCAUUAUUAUUUCUUAUUCCACGUUUAAUUUGGAGUAAUUUUAAUUCUCGAUGUGGAAUUAAUAUUCAACAUUGUUUAUCACCAAUAUUUGAUUAUCGUACAAAUCGUUAUAAAGUUCAUCAUAUAACAUCAAUGCUUAAUUUAUUAGCACGUUCUAAACAAUAUGAUUUUAAUCGUAUGACAUCAAAUGGUACAAAAAAUUCAAAAAAUUUAUCAUCAAAUCGAUCAAAUAUAUAUCAAUUUUUAAAUAUAUUUUGUAUUCCAUUUAUAUUUUAUAAUACAAGUUCUUUUCGUGGUUAUUAUUUAGUUAAUUUAUUUCUUAUUGUUAAAAUACUUUUUCUUAUUAAUUCAUCAUUACAAUUAUUUUUUUUAAAUACAUUAUUAACAAAGAAUUCCAUUUUUUAUGGUCUUGAAGUACUUGAAAAUUUUCGUCGUGGUGAAUAUGUUAUUGGUACAAAAAUAUUUCCAUUAAGUGUUUAUUGUGAUUUUAAUGUUGUUAAAAUUGGUCAACCAACACUUUAUACAGUUCAAUGUUUAUUACCCAUGAAUGUAUUUAAUGAAAAAAUUUUUACUAUUAUUUGGUUUUGGUUAGUUUUUUUAACAAUAGUAAAUUUAAAAAGUGUUUUAUUAACAAUAAUUCGUAAUAGUUCUCGUCAUUUUAAUUAUGCUUAUAUAGCAAAUUAUUUAAAUUUAUAUUCAAAAAAAGAACGUUUUAAACGACAAUUUCUUGUUAAACAUUUUAUAUUUGAUUAUUUAUCAGGUGAUGGUGUUUUAAUAUUAAGAUUAAUAUCAGAAAAUAUAAGUGAUUUAUUAACAAGUGAAGUUGUUAAUGAACUUUGGAAUGAAUAUAAAAAACUUUCAAAUUUAUCAACAAGAAGUCGUGAAAAAUAUCUUUCAAAUCAACAAAUAAAAACUCUUCAAGUCACAACAACAACAAAUCAAACUCCUGCACAAAUAACAACAACAGCAACAAGAGAUAUUCAUUAUCGUUAUGCAUUCAGAUAG